Nicrophorus vespilloides is the source of this 2699-nucleotide messenger RNA. Its product is annotated as peroxisome assembly factor 2. Gene Ontology annotation, biological process: protein import into peroxisome matrix. Gene Ontology annotation, molecular function: ATP hydrolysis activity; ATP binding. The record is from RefSeq and is a predicted model, not a curated record. Lineage: Eukaryota; Metazoa; Arthropoda; Insecta; Coleoptera; Silphidae. Gene Ontology annotation, cellular component: cytosol; peroxisomal membrane. The transcript has 9 exons. Bases 259 to 2682 code for a protein of 807 amino acids.
ACAUGAUCAUCUAGUAAGCGUAAUCAAUUGGAUCAUAUUAAAAUAACAAAGUAGCAUCGAUUUGCUGAUGCAGCAUUGGUUACGAAAGAUGAGCAAGGUGUCAUAACAAAGCAUCAUAACCUAAAAAUAAACAUUAGUAGUCAGAAAAUUCGUAAAUAUUAUGCACAAAGUGCGAGUUUUCAUCGAGUAUUUACAAUAAAUAUUAUUGUGAGAUCAUUGCCCAUCGAGAGAACAUAAAGUUUAUAGGUGACAUCUUACAUGAUGAUCGACAAGAUGAGUGUUUCCCAACAGGAGUUGAUACGUAAGAAGUUGGAAAAGGAUUCCAAACUGUUGCUCUUCAUAUGCAAAUUGAAAUAUCCGAGAUAUGCAUCAUUUAUAUUUCCUGUUUAUAUGUUACUGAAGUACAUUAAGAUUAAGAAGAGCGGUAAGAAGUUUCAGUUGCGUCAGGUGCCUCAAGAAUUGAUAAAACAAUUGAGCAAAUCGAACGCCUACGCUGAUGUGAAUAAUUGCGUAAUUGUCGACGAUGGUUACUGGAAGGCCAUCCUGAAUGAAGCUCUUUACGUGAGGAUCAAGGCCGGAGGGAAGUCGCGCGUGGCGCAGGUGGUUUCCGGUAAAGUUGGAGAUGAAGAAGUUUUGAUUUCGGAUACGCUGAAAUUCAAUUUGAAGAUGGAAAUUGGAUCUUUGGCUCCUGUUAGUUUCGAGAGUAUUAAGAUCGCUUCGCAGAUUUAUGUUUCGCUCGUGUCGUCUCCUCACAAUCUUAAUGCUCUCUUGACCGAUACUCUUCUGAAGAACUACUUCAAGUGUCCGAAACUGGUGUACAAGGAGGACGUUAUUUCUAUAAGGCUACAAGAUUACGCUCCCGAUCAUUACUACAGCAAUCCCAAAUUGAACGAAGCGGAAUGGGUCUAUUUCAGGUGCAAUAAGAUUACGUUCUCGUACGGCGAUGAGUGUCCAGGUGGCGAAGGUUGCUUGGGUGUCGUCGGACCUACGGGGCUAAUACAGUCGGCGGACGUGCAGAGUUCGCUCCCGCCGCGCUUGCAAUCGAUACGAGACAGAAUUGAAGGAAAUUGCACGGAUAAUUUACUCGGUCUCUAUCCCGAGGGACUGUCGUUGUACUUCCGGCAGCUGGAGCGCGCCGCAAAACCCUUCCUUAAAGACAAUAAACUGAAAUUGAGGGCGACCAUCCUGCUGCAGGGCGGUCGUGGAUCCGGGAAGAAGCUGAUACUAACAUCGUUCGCCAAGAAGUUGGGUCUGCAGAUCUGCAAACUCGGAUUGAACGAUCUGACGGCGCACGCUUAUUCGCAGACAGAAAUCAAGAUGAGAAACGCUUUCUUCAAAGCAAAACUCUGCUCACCAACAAUUGUUGUCAUUAACAAUUUCGAGAAUUUUUGCAAAAACAACGAAGGUCAACACGAUUCCCGCAUCAUCAGCUACUUCGUAAACGAACUGAACAACCUCUUCAGCAACAAUAAGCAUCCGGUGAUAUUGGUAUGCGUCAGCAACACAAAGGAUUUACCCUCCGAGCUGAGCAGAGUCUUCCUCGAGACGAUCACAUUCGAAGCGCCGAAUCAAACGGAGAGAUCGCAAAUUCUCGAGUGGAUCGUCGCGAAGAAAUCGUUAAAAGUGCGAGCGAAUCUUUCGGAGAUUGCAGGAAAAACGCACGGAUUUUUGUACGAAGAUUUGGAGGCGCUGGUAUACUAUGCAAAUAAGAAUUCGCUGUUUGCGAAGACUGAAGCUAUCACCGAUAAAGAUUUUGAGUAUUCCAUGGAUGUAAUGCAAUCGAAUUACACGCAAACCGUCGGUGUUCCCAAGGUGCCGAAGGUCCAGUGGUCCGACAUCGGUGGAUUAGAGGAUGUUAAAAGGGAAAUUAUUAAUACGAUUAAUUUGCCUUUGAAGCAUUCCAAGCUUCUGCAAAGCACACUUCUGAAACGAUCAGGAAUUUUACUAUAUGGACCACCUGGAACUGGGAAGACGCUGAUUGCAAAGGCAGUAGCCACCGAAUGCAACCUCUGCUUCCUUUCGGUGAAAGGACCUGAACUGUUGAACAUGUACGUUGGACAAUCCGAGCAGAACGUUCGUGAAGUGUUUGAGAAGGCUAGACAGGCGUCACCGUGCAUCGUCUUCUUCGACGAGUUGGAUUCUCUAGCUCCAAACCGCGGCAUGUCCGGAGAUUCCGGCGGAGUCAUGGAUCGUGUGGUUUCUCAGCUCCUCUCCGAAAUGGACGGCCUCAAUGAAAACGGAACGAUCUUCGUUAUAGGUGCGACCAACAGACCGGAUUUGAUCGAUCCUGCGCUUCUUCGGCCAGGCCGAUUCGAUAAGCUCCUUUACGUCGGGCCGUGCACGGACAACCCGUCCAAAGUGGCGGUCGUAAAAGCGUUGACCAGAAAGUUCAAGUUAUCCGAGAAAGUCAAUCUGCAGAAUAUUGUGAAUACUUGUCCGGACAAUGUCACCGGUGCAGACUUUUACGGGAUUUGUUCGAACGCCUGGAUGACUGCAGCCUGUAGACUCAUAAAGAAAAUCGAGAAAGGAUCAAUAGAGAAGGUCGACGAGCUUACCCAUGACAGUGUGGUGGUUACACUCAAGGAUUUCGAAGACGCCAUCGCCAAUGUUAAAUCAUCGAUAAGUCCAGCCGAUUUACGGUAUUUCGAGAAUUUACGGAAGGAGUUAAAUACUAAAAACUAGAAAUAUUAUAAGGGUUU